AUUAGCCCCAGCGGUGAACCUUCUUCUUGUCCUCAUUUCCUGCUCCUGCGCCCCUUGCUAUUCCUUCACACUCAAGCAACAUGGGCCGUUGGGGGACUUUUUUCAACUCGGUUGCCGAUACAGGCAGGGCGCGACACCACGUCGAGGUGGAACGUCGUCGACUGCUGCCCGCCUACGCUGCCGAUGAGUCGCAGCCAUCUGGCACUUCAAGGGAGAUUGCAAAGGUUGCACUCCGAUUGAAAUACCAAAUUGAACAAGUGGUCUCGUUCGAGGUCGAGCACGGUGUCUUGACCGACCCAAACAGUCGUGUCAUCACCGACGAUGUGGUUGCGACUGCCAAGAAAGCCGGUGGUGAUGACUACAAGGCCUGUGUGGUUUAUUGCCUUCUAGUUUGUGUGCGAUGGUUCAAGAUUCAAUCUACAAUUGAGCUGUGGGAUUCCGAUCUGCACGAGGUUCGAGCUGUGGCUUGCGAGGUCAUUGCCAAGCGCAUUAUCGAGUCCGAGCAGAAUCAGGAUUACUUGCUCAGAGACAUUCUGCUCAAACGAUACUCUAUUUUCAGUGAGGGGAUGGAGACUGAUCCCGCCAAUGUCAUUGAACGAUCGGUGGAUCUCCACGCCUUAAGGAUUAUCAGCUCUUCUGGCUACCAGAAGUGUAUUCAGUAUCUGUGGAGGGGCUGGAUCUGUCAGGAAGAGGGUAAUCCAACUAACUUUGUCGAUUAUCAGGGGAAGUCCAACACCAGCUAUUGGGCGCAUUUCCACCCUGAUCGCAUGAGGACUCCUCUGUACCAGAAUGUCUGCCAGAUCUUAUUCUCAUUGAUUUACCUUGCAGUUUACACUGCAGUGAUUAACACUGUGAACCCAACCGGUGAUCUAGAUAUUGCAGAAGGCAUCCUCUACGGUAUGACUCUCGCAUUCGUCUGUGACGAGGUUAUCAAGUUCUGGAAAGUUGGAUGGAAUUACCUCGAGUUUUGGAAUGCCUUCAACUCAACCCUCUACACGAUUCUUGUGGUUUCGUUUGUUCUACGAUUUGUGGCAUUGGCACAUUCGCUAUCCACCCAGGAUGAACAACGGCAGCUGUACAACCAGCUCAGCUAUAACUUCUUGGCUUUUGCGGGACCUAUGUUCUGGAUGCGCAUGAUGCUUUACCUCGAUUCUUUCCGCUUUUUCGGUGCCAUGUUUGUGGUUCUGCGGGUCAUGAUGAAGGAGAGUUUGAUCUUCUUUGCUUUGCUGUUCGUGGUUAUGGCUGGUUUCUUCCAGGCAUUUAUUGGCAUGGCUCAAGUUGAUGCCGAUGUUCCCAUCCAUCAGAACAUUCUCCAGGGAAUGGUAAAUAGUAUCAUGCAAAGUCCUGAGUUCGACACUUUCCAGGAGUUUGCAUUCCCUUUUGGCAUCAUCCUUUACUACGUGUUUAACUUCAUUGUCAUGACUAUUCUGUUGAAUAUCCUCAUCGCCUUGUACAACAGCGCAUAUGAAGACAUUUCCGGCAAUGCAACUGAUGAGUACAUGGCGAUCUUCGCGCAGAAGACAAUGCAAUUUGUCCGCGCCCCAGACGAGAAUGUCUUCAUACCACCAUUCAACCUCAUCGAGAUUUUAUGUCUGGUGGCUCCAUUUGAAUGGUGGAUGUCGAAGGAAUCAUACGCCAAGCUGAACGACGUUGUUAUGGGCGUAAUUUAUUCGCCUCUGCUCAUCGUUACGGCCUGGGUGGAAACCCAUCAGGCCCAUCGAAUUCGGCAUAAUCGCCGCCGCGGUGAAGAGGAUGAUGGCUGCGCCCAGGAAUGGGAGCAUGUGGCUGAGGGUAUAGACUUUGACCUUGAUGAUACUUGGAAACAGCAAGUAGUUGAAUCGACUCCCGAUAUCAAGGUUGAUAGUUGCACGCAUGAGAUCAGGGAACUGAAGAAGCAGGUCGAGGCUUUGACGGAGAUGGUUAAGGAAUUGACUCGGGGUAAUAUUGCCAAAAUGGCAAAGCUCGUAGACGACCCUCAGAUCCAAUAUGCCUCGUUGCAUAACCCGCUUCCUUGGCAAUUGCACCUAUACGUCUGGCCAUUCCUGAUUACUUGGCCCGUCUUCUUCGCAUUCUACCUCUCCCCCGAGCGUUAUGACACCUACAUUCAGGGACAGGAAUGGACCUUCGUCUGGGCGGGGUCUAUCAUCACGAUCCAGUCGCUCACCUGGUUGAUGACCAAGUGGAACAUCGACAUCAACACUCUCUUCACUACUACCCGCGCCAAAUCUGUCGACUCUGCCCGGCUUAUUAAGGUGGUCCCCAUCACUAAUGCCGGUUCCGCCGAGAUCUGCACCUUGAUCAACGAGAACGCUGGCCCUAAGAAGACCCUCUCGUUCCUCUUCCAGAAGCGCCGUUUCCUGUUCUACCCCGAGACUCGCACCUUCGCCCCGCUCUCUUACGUCCUCGAUGCCGAACCGAAGCCGGCUCUGAAGACUUUCCAGCUGACCGAGGGUUUCACGUCGAAGGCCGAAAUUGACCGCAUCCAACACCACUAUGGCGAUAACACCUUUGAUAUUCCUGUUCCCGGAUUCCUCGAGCUCUUCCAGGAGCACGCCGUUGCGCCUUUCUUCGUCUUCCAGAUCUUCUGUGUUGGAUUGUGGAUGCUCGAUGAAUACUGGUACUACUCGCUCUUCACGCUGUUCAUGCUCGUUGCUUUCGAGAGCACCGUUGUGUGGCAGCGCCAGAGGACCUUGAACGAGUUCCGUGGAAUGAGCAUCAAGCCUUAUGAUGUCUGGGUGUACCGCGAGCGCAAGUGGCAGGAAAUCACCAGCGACAAGCUCCUCCCCGGCGAUCUCAUGUCUGUCAACCGUACCAAGGAGGACAGUGGUGUUGCUUGUGAUAUUCUCCUGAUUGAAGGCAGUGUCAUUGUCAACGAGGCCAUGCUUUCUGGUGAGAGUACUCCCCUUCUUAAGGAAUCCGUCCAGCUCCGCCCCGGCGAUGACUUGAUUGAACCGGAUGGAUUGGAUAAGCUGUCAUUUGUGCACGGUGGUACCAAGGUUCUCCAGGUUACCCACCCCAACACCGGCAACGAUUCGUCCCAGAAGAACCUGGCUAGCAACAUUACCAUGCCCCCGGACAAUGGCGCCUUGGGUGUGGUUGUCAAGACCGGUUUCGAGACUAGCCAGGGUAGCCUGGUUCGCACCAUGAUCUACUCGACUGAGCGUGUCUCCGCCAACAACGCUGAGGCUCUCUUGUUCAUUCUCUUCCUUCUUAUCUUCGCGAUUGCCGCUUCUUGGUACGUGUGGCAGGAGGGUGUUAUCCGGGACCGCAAGCGCUCCAAGCUUCUUCUGGACUGUGUCCUCAUUAUCACGAGUGUUGUUCCUCCCGAACUGCCUAUGGAACUGAGCCUCGCUGUCAACACCAGUCUUGCUGCUUUGAGCAAGUUCGCUAUUUUCUGCACUGAGCCCUUCCGUAUUCCCUUCGCUGGACGUGUUGAUGUGGCUUGCUUCGAUAAGACCGGUACUCUCACUGGAGAAGACCUUGUUGUUGAUGGUAUUGCUGGACUCACUUUGGGUGAGGCUGGUUCUAAGGUCGAAGCUGAUGGUGCUCACACCGAAUUGGCCCAGGCCUCUGCUGCUGGAGCUGAGACCACUCUUAUUCUAGCCAGUGCUCACGCAUUGGUGAAGUUGGACGAGGGUGACGUUGUUGGUGAUCCCAUGGAGAAGGCUACUUUGGAAUGGCUCCGCUGGACUCUUGGAAAGAACGACACCCUUUCUUCCAAGGGUAACGCCCCGGUGAUCGCUGGGCGCAACGUCGAGUCUGUCCAGAUCAAGAGAAGAUUCCAGUUCUCCUCGGCCCUCAAGCGCCAGAGCACUAUCGCAACCGUCACCAGCAACGACCGCAAGACCUCCAAGAAGACCAAAUCCACUUUUGUUGGUGUCAAGGGCGCCCCAGAGACUAUCGGAAACAUGUUGGUCAACACACCUCCUAACUACGAAGAGACCUACAAGUACUUCACCCGCAACGGUGCCCGUGUCCUUGCUCUCGCCUACAAGUACCUUUCCUCUGAGUCUGAACUUUCCCAGGGCCGCGUUAACAACUACGUCCGUGAGGAGAUUGAGUCCGAGCUGAUCUUCGGUGGUUUCCUCGUCCUGCAGUGCCCCCUGAAGGAUGAUGCGAUCAAGUCUGUCCGUAUGCUGAAUGAAAGCAGCCACCGUGUUGUCAUGAUUACUGGUGACAACCCGUUGACUGCAGUCCACGUUGCGCGCAAAGUUGAGAUUGUGGACCGCGAGGUUCUGAUUCUCGAUGCCCCCGAGCAUGACAACACUGGAACUCGCAUCGUCUGGCGUACCAUUGAUGACAAGCUCAACAUCGACGUUGAUCCCACUAAGCCCCUCGACCCGGAGAUUCUGAAUACCAAGGACAUCUGUAUCACUGGAUAUGCUCUAGCCAAGUUCAAGGGCCAGAAGGCUCUUCCUUCUCUGCUCCGUCACACCUGGGUUUACGCUCGUGUGUCUCCUAAGCAGAAGGAAGACAUUCUUCUCGGACUCAAGGAUGCUGGCUAUACCACCCUGAUGUGCGGUGAUGGUACCAAUGACGUUGGCGCUCUGAAGCAGGCUCAUGUUGGUGUUGCCCUUCUCAACGGAUCUCAGGAGGACCUUACCAAGAUCGCUGAGCACUACCGGAACACCAAGAUGAAGGAGCUGUACGAGAAGCAGUGCAGCAUGAUGCAACGAUUCAACCAGCCCGCUCCCCCGGUCCCCGUGCAGAUCGCCCACCUGUAUCCCCCUGGCCCCUCCAACCCUCACUAUGAGAAAGCCAUGGAGCGAGAGGCACAGCGCAUGGGUACCGCAAUCACCGCCGGCACCGAACCUAUCCCGACUAUCACAUCUCCUGGUGCACAGGCUCUGCAGCAGCAGAACCAGAACCUGAGCCCCCAGCAGCAGAGACAGCAGCAGGCCCAGGUUGCUGCUGCCGGCCUUGCCGACAAGCUUACAUCCUCCAUGAUGGAGCAGGAAUUGGAUGACAGCGAGCCCCCCACUAUCAAGCUGGGUGAUGCCUCUGUUGCUGCUCCUUUCACCAGCAAGCUGGCUAACGUUAUUGCUAUCCCGAACAUUCUCCGCCAGGGUCGUUGCACUUUGGUUGCUACAAUUCAGAUGUACAAGAUUCUUGCUUUGAACUGUUUGAUUAGUGCAUACAGUUUGAGUGUCAUUUACUUGGACGGUAUCAAGUUCGGUGACGGACAGGUCACCAUCAGUGGUAUGCUGAUGAGUGUUUGCUUCCUGUCCAUCUCCCGCGCGAAGUCCGUCGAGGGUCUCUCCAAGGAACGCCCUCAGCCCAACAUCUUCAACGUCUACAUUAUUGGCUCUGUUCUUGGACAAUUCGCCAUCCACAUUGUGACUCUGAUCUACCUGUCUAACUAUGUCUAUAAGCACGAGCCAAGAGAUAGCGAUAUCGAUCUCGAGGGCGAGUUUGAGCCGUCCCUCCUGAACAGCGCCAUCUACCUCCUCCAGCUUAUCCAGCAAAUCUCCACCUUUUCGAUCAACUAUCAAGGCCGUCCCUUCCGCGAGUCUAUUCGCGAGAACAAGGCUAUGUACUGGGGUCUCGUCGCCGCCUCCGGUGUCGCAUUCUCCUGCGCCACCGAGUUCAUCCCCGAGCUGAACGAGAAGCUGCGCCUUGUCCCCUUCACCAACGAGUUCAAGGUGACCCUGACCGUGCUGAUGAUCUUCGACUAUGGUGGCUGCUGGUUGAUUGAGAAUGUUCUCAAGCACCUGUUCAGUGACUUCCGUCCUAAGGAUAUCGCUGUUCGUCGCCCCGACCAGCUGAAACGCGAGUCGGAGCGCAAGUUGCAAGAGCAGGUUGAGGCUGAGGCUCAGAAGGAGCAGCAGCGUAAGGUUUAGAGUAGUGGUUUGACCAUUGUGUAUGUAUACAUAGAGGGGGUUUGCACGUUUCUAGAAUUGUGGUUGUGCAUGACAUUUAAUACAUGAUUUGGCUUCUCUAGUGGAGGUCUUUUGCUUUCAAUAUUCAGUCACACUUACAGAGCUUUAUCAAUGUACAAUUAAACGGGGGUCAUAC
Penicillium canescens is the source of this 6015-nucleotide messenger RNA. It is a transcript of the gene yvc1, whose product is annotated as putative potassium ion channel Yvc1. The coding region runs from base 81 to 5840 and encodes 1919 amino acids. The record is from RefSeq and is a predicted model, not a curated record. The transcript is spliced from 8 exons. Gene Ontology annotation, biological process: intracellular calcium ion homeostasis. NCBI's taxonomy places the organism in Eukaryota, Fungi, Ascomycota, Eurotiomycetes, Eurotiales, Aspergillaceae. Gene Ontology annotation, cellular component: endoplasmic reticulum membrane. Gene Ontology annotation, molecular function: P-type ion transporter activity; ATP hydrolysis activity; ATP binding.